This is a messenger RNA of Pyrenophora tritici-repentis Pt-1C-BFP, 1668 nucleotides long. RefSeq names its product CaiC, Acyl-CoA synthetase (AMP-forming)-AMP-acid ligase II. Gene Ontology annotation, biological process: fatty acid metabolic process. NCBI's taxonomy places the organism in Eukaryota, Fungi, Ascomycota, Dothideomycetes, Pleosporales, Pleosporaceae. The record is from RefSeq and is a predicted model, not a curated record. Gene Ontology annotation, molecular function: medium-chain fatty acid-CoA ligase activity.
AUGGCUUCUACAUUGCCCCGCCUGCCCAUCUUUGAGGCUAUCAAGAAGCACGACGCGCAGAGUACCGCUAUCGUUCACUCCCUAUCAGGUCGCGCUUUUACCUACGGCGAGCUUGUCAAUGAUGUCGCUGCUGCAAAGGACAGGUUGCAACAGAAUUGUAAUGGGCAGAGCGCAGAGGGACAGCGCAUCUCGUUUCUGGUAGAGAAUGGCUAUGACUAUGUAGUGACUCUACUGUCUAUCCUCGCCGCACAUGCAAUCGCCGUCCCGCUAUCGCCUGCCUUCCCCGCCCAUGAGCUCCGCUACAUCAUCGACCAGAGCGAGUCUCUCAUGCUUCUCUCCUCGGAAAAGUUCCAGAGCCAGGCCGACCUUGUAUUGGGUGAGGGCAUGGAGACCAAGCCCAUCAACUACAAACAAGAGAAGAUUAUGAUGGGCAAGACUGACGACUAUGUCACACUGGAAGAACCCACAAGCGACAGGGGUGGAAUGAUGCUAUACACGUCUGGCACUACGAAUCGACCGAAAGGCGUUCUGCUGCCUCAAGACGUAUUGACAGCACAGUCGCGGUCAUUGCUCGAAGCUUGGAAUUAUAGCAGCCAGGAUGUGCUGCUCCAUGUACUCCCUCUACACCACAUCCACGGCACUGUCAAUGCGCUGCUCACACCCCUCUUCGCUGGUAGCACCGUUGAGUUUCAAUUCCCCUUCAACGCUACAGCUGCAUGGGAUCGUCUAGCCGCGCCGUUCCUUCCCAACCCUGAUUCAUCAAAGAAGCCCAUCACCUUUCUCACUGUCGUCCCAACAAUAUACACGCGCUUACUAUCGUCCCAUGCGAGCCUUUCGCCUGAACUCCAAGCUGCUAGCAAAACUGCUCUCCACCCUUCCAACAUGCGCCUCAACAUUUCGGGGUCCGCUGCCCUCCCCACACCGGUAAAAACGGCUUGGACUGAGCUCAGCGGAGGAAAUGUGCUCCUGGAGCGAUACGGCAUGACAGAAGUCGGUAUGGCACUUUCUUGUGGCCUCGACUUCAAAGAUCGCGUCGACGGCUCGGUUGGCUGGCCACUACCGUCGGUGCAAGCGCGCCUCGUGGAUACCGAAACCGGAGAGGUCAUAGAGAUCGGCAAGGAGAUUGAUCCAGCAUCCAAUCGCGAACGACAGGGCGAGAUCCAACUCCGCGGACCCACCAUUUUCAGAGAGUACUGGAAGAACCCCGAAGCCACGACCAAGGAGUUUACAGAGGACACUGACGGCAAAGGAAAGUGGUUCAAGACAGGUGACGUUGCUGUUCGCAGAAACGUUCAUGGAGCGGGUAAGAGCGACCAAGCUUGGGCCAGGGGACCAUUGUACUUUAUCCACGGCCGCAAAUCAGCCGACAUCAUCAAGACGGGCGGCGAGAAAGUGUCGGCCCUCGAAAUCGAACGCGAAAUGCUGUCUCUACCCCAAAUUGACGAAGUCGCCGUCGUCGGUCUCCCCUCGGAAGCCUGGGGCCAGAAAGUAGCUGCCGUCGUUGUCCUUUCCGAGCAAGGCAAGACGUGUGGAAAGGGGGGCAAGGCUUGGUCUGCACUCGAUAUGAGGAGAGCGCUCAAGGAGAUACUGGUCAAUUACAAGAUCCCGCAGGAAAUGAAGGUUGUGGAGAGUAUCCCGAGGAAUGCCAUGGAAACCGGGACAGUGUAG